Molecule: messenger RNA, 1586 nt
Organism: Rhododendron vialii
Lineage: Eukaryota; Viridiplantae; Streptophyta; Magnoliopsida; Ericales; Ericaceae
Product: F-box protein At5g49610-like
Exons: 1
Coding region: 52-1239 (395 amino acids)
Molecular function (GO): protein binding
Source: RefSeq, a predicted model, not a curated record
AAAGAAGUCCGUGUUGAGAAAGUCUUGGCAAAUCCUCCGCACCAAAAAAACAUGGAGAACGAGGCUACGGCCAUUGAAGGGAUGGAGCUGCUGACAGAAGAUGUGCUGAUGGAGAUCUUAUCUCGUCUCUCCGUGAAAUCACUUCUUCGAUGCAAAUCAGUCUCCAAAAACUGGUAUUCUCUCAUCCGAAACCCUAGCUUCAUCUCCCUCCACCACACCCGUGCCCAACCCCACGACUGCAUCUCGCUCGUUCGCACUGACAACAAUUAUACCCACCAUUGGUUCUAUUAUUUAUUCCCCGGCCAAACUUCAAUCCAACAUCUAGAUCUCUCUUUCACCGAGAGGCCAGUCGACCUUAGUAGUUUCAGGAUCCGUGGCUCUUGUAAUGGCCUCAUGUGUCUCUCCGAGUGGUUCAAGGCGAAUAUCAUGAUAUGCAACCCUGCAACGAGAGAAUUUAGGCUACUCCCUCGACCCCCUUAUCAUAAUUGGCGUACUAAUCAUGUAGGGUUUGCUUUUGAUUCCAAAACUAAUGAUUAUAUAGUGGUCAGGGUCGCCACCCUCUAUGAAUUUUCGAAAGCAGUGGAUAUGGACUUUGAACCACCCACGCGCUUUGAUCAAAAAGUUAUGGACCUUGAAACACCCACGCGCAUUGAUCAUAAAAUUCAGAUCUAUGGCAUGAGUAGAGACUCAUGGAAAGAAAUCGCUGCUACGGUGCCCAACCAUAGAUUCAGUCCUUAUGAUCAUCCUUCCACAUUAAUGGAUGGGGUUUUCUACUGGCUAUGUUAUGACUUUUCUAUUGAGGUCUGCGCUAUUGAUGUCUUAAACACCGUUGAAGGAUCGUUCAAACAAAGAGCCUUGCCCGUCAGCAUUGGCUCUGCAUCGCGACCUAAUAUUUGUCUUCUGAAUGAUUCCCUUGUCCUUGUUGUGCCAAUGUAUGACAACCAGCUAGAAGAGACGCAGUUUGACGUGUGGUUAAUGAAAGAAUACAGAGUUCAGGAGUGUUGGACUAAAAAGUACACUAUUGGGCCCAUCUUAGGAAAUCAGCGUCCAUUUGGGUUUCGGCCAAAUAGCGAGGUUCUUCUGACUGGGUGCAAAAAUGGGCAGAUGGUGUCGUACAACCUUAGUACAGGGGACAUAAAAGAAUAUAAACAGUUAUGCGAUUUGCAAGGACUACAAUAUAUAGCACAAGUUUUUCCAUACUCAGAGAACCUAGUAUCUGUCAAGAGACGAUCGAGUUGAUUUAGUUUUAACCAGGAUGGUGCUGCAUUUACCUGUUACUAGUCAAGAAGACGAAGGUGAUAAGGCGUACCAAUCAGCUUCUAAUUAAUUAAAGUUCUUCGUAAUAGUCUUGUACUCAAGCACUAGCACCGUGGAACUAUGAAGUAGUUUUUGAAAAGUGUGAAAGGAUCCAAUUUCUAGGUCUAGGACAAUGGAUAUUUUCAAUUUUUAUUGUCUGUGCCUGUGUUUGCUUCCUAUGUAAUCUAAUUGUGGGCUUCAUAUCUGAUAUUGAACCUUGGUUUCAACUUAUAUUGGGAAGGAGAUACAUUUGGUUAAAUUUUAAACCGUAAGAUUUGGUGUUCUGCUUA